This is a messenger RNA of Drosophila virilis, 898 nucleotides long. It is a transcript of the gene Mrm2, whose product is annotated as Mitochondrial rRNA methyltransferase 2. The record is from RefSeq and is a predicted model, not a curated record. Gene Ontology annotation, biological process: RNA methylation. Gene Ontology annotation, molecular function: rRNA (uridine-2'-O-ribose)-methyltransferase activity. Lineage: Eukaryota; Metazoa; Arthropoda; Insecta; Diptera; Drosophilidae. Gene Ontology annotation, cellular component: mitochondrion.
UAUGUUCAGGUCUCUAUACAGCUGUUUUGGUUUUUGUUGCACAAUGCGGCAACCGGUCGUCAAUUUAAGCAAUUGUUUAUUUAAACGUUUUCUACAAACACAGAAUACAGUGAAACAUGCCAAACAGCAGGCUAACAACCUUAAGGGUAAAAGCAAAAGCUCCCAGGAUUGGUUGAUACGGCAGUUAGCCGAUCCAUAUGUGGAGAAGGCGCGCAUGCUAAAUUUCCGCUGUCGCAGUGCCUUUAAGCUUCUGGAGAUGGAUGAUAAAUACAAAAUUUUAAAGCCUGGCGAUGUAGUAUUAGAUUGUGGUGCUGCGCCAGGCAGUUGGACACAAGUGGCUGCUGAGCGCACCAAUGCAAAUGGCAAGGUAGAGCGUGCGCCACGGGGCGCAGUGUAUAGCAUAGAUCUCCUACAUUUCCAUGCAGUGCCCGGAGCGACUAUCUUUGGAGGAAUGGAUUUUACCACGCCGCUUGCCCAGCAGCGUCUGCGGGAGUCUCUGGCGGGUCGACAAGUGAACUGUGUGCUCUCGGACAUGGCACCCAAUGCUACGGGCGUGCGUAUGCUGGACCAGGAGAGCAUCACAAAUCUGUGCUACGAGGUGCUUAAGUUUGCCCUUGCUAUGUCCGCACCACAAGCCAAUUUGGUGGUGAAGAUCUGGGACAAUGGCGAUGUACCAAAACUGGAACGGGACAUAUUGUGCCAUUACGAGAAAGUUAAACGUGUAAAGCCACGCGCAAGUCGUGGCGACUCAGCGGAACAUUUCUUAUUGGCACGCGGCUAUAAAGGCCCAACACCAGUGCCAGCUUAGACAUAUUUAGCUUAAAAAGUCGAAUUCAAUAAAUGUAAAUGUAAUUAAUGUAAAUAAAAAGUCCUUCACGUAAUGGUAAUGGUAUAUAAA